Molecule: messenger RNA, 744 nt
Organism: Hansenula anomala
Lineage: Eukaryota; Fungi; Ascomycota; Saccharomycetes; Phaffomycetales; Wickerhamomycetaceae
Exons: 1
Coding region: 1-744 (247 amino acids)
Source: RefSeq, a predicted model, not a curated record
AUGUUUUACAAAAUCAUCACAGGUUUAGUACUCCUUCUUUGUGCUUCCCUUUCAUUAGCUGAUGGAUCCCAAAAUAUUGGAUCCCUUCAAGUCACACCUUUGGAUUACGAUAAAUAUGCUGAGACUAUAGAUCUAAAGUUGUUAAGAUUCUUUGAUAGUAAUGAAGUGUUUUUUUAUGACAGUGAGGCCAAAACAUAUGACAGUGCAACACAAACAGUGAGAAAUGCUAGUAUCUUGAGCACUGGCCAAUUUACAAUUGGUCAAGAGGGUAAAGAUUAUUAUUUAACUAUUAACCCUGUAUCGGGUGUUGUGAGUGUUUCAAAAGAUAGCAAAACAUCUAACGGCCUUUUUUACAUCAAUGAUAACUAUUUGUAUUAUCAAUAUCAUAAGCUAUUUGUUGCUUGCAAAAGUACACCAGAUGCUCAUAAUUACACUUUGACAUGGAGAGGAGCUUCAUCACCUGCAAUUUGUCAAAAUGAUUGGUUAUUGAUUUAUUUGAAACCAUAUGGAUCCUCAAAUGGAACUGCUAUUUCUUCCUAUUACCCAAAUGAAUAUGCUGCAUCUAUAGCUUCAACUGCUACAGAUAACACAGAUACAUCUACCGUGACUGCUCCAGUGACAACAGGGUCUUCAAAAGCUUCAGCUAAUGGUGCCAAUGCUCAUUUAGUUGGUAUUGAAUCAGGUGUUUCUAGGUAUUCUGGGUUAUCGGUUUUGAUCGUUGUAUUGAUUAGUUUUAUAUUUUGA